Trypanosoma conorhini is the source of this 822-nucleotide messenger RNA. RefSeq names its product deoxyribose-phosphate aldolase. Gene Ontology annotation, biological process: carbohydrate catabolic process; deoxyribonucleotide catabolic process. The transcript has a single exon. Gene Ontology annotation, molecular function: deoxyribose-phosphate aldolase activity. The record is from RefSeq and is a predicted model, not a curated record. The coding region runs from base 1 to 822 and encodes 273 amino acids. Lineage: Eukaryota; Euglenozoa; Kinetoplastea; Trypanosomatida; Trypanosomatidae. Gene Ontology annotation, cellular component: cytoplasm.
AUGACUGACAUGCGUAUGACGGAGCGUCCGGGCUUCACCGGGAAACUUAAUGAGAAAAUCCUGGCGCGAGUUCGUUUCCUGGCGCAGGAGCUGCAGCUGCCUGAACUCGAGGCGAAGUUUCCCCACUUGAAGGCCUCGGACGGCUCCUGGCGGCCACCGCUUCCAGGCGAUGAUGUGAACUUGGCCGCUUACGUGGACCACACGCAGCUUAAGCCGGAGGCCACGCAGGCGGCCAUCGUGAAUCUCUGCGAAGAGGCGAAGCAAUACAAAUUCCAUGCCGUGUGCGUGAACGCUUGUCGCGUGAAGCUUUGUGUGGAGAAGCUGCGGGGCACGGGCGUCAAAACAGGCGCAACAUGCGGCUUUCCGCUUGGCGCUUGCACCACGGCGACGAAAGUUGCGGAGGCGCAGAUGAUGGUGCAGGAGGGCGCAGAGGACAUGGACAUGGUGAUCAACGUGGGCGCGCUGAAGGACAAGGACUAUCGGUUUGUGCUGGAGGACAUUAAGGCGGUCCUCGCCGUGUGCCCGCCGCAUGUGACGACGAAGGUGAUUUUCGAAACAUGCCUGCUGACGGAGGAGGAGAUCAUCGACUGCGCCAUCAUGAGCGUCGCGGCGGGCGCGACUUUCGUGAAGACGUCCACUGGGUUUAACAGCGGCGGUGCCACGCCGGAGGCCAUUGACGUCAUGCUCGCCGUUGUCGGCAGGGCCGCGAGGGUGAAGGCGAGCGGCGGCGUGCGAGAUUGGGUGACGGCGCUGCAGUACGUGAAGGCGGGAGUCGCCCGCCUUGGCACCAGCAACGGCGUCGCCAUCGUCACGCGCAAGUGA